GAGUCCUAGGCUCGAGCUGGACGGGGGGGCCCGACCCCUCGAGCGCAGAUGGGGAAACUGAGGCCGGAAAGGGAGAUUGGAAAAGGUCACCAUUUCUUGAAUUUAUCACCAGUUGCUUAUCAUUAAACCUUGGCAUCACUUCACUUCACUUGACAGGAUGUGUACACCACAGAAAAUGCACAUCUGCCAACUCAUGUGCAUUCCUGGGCACGUUUUGUUAUGUGGAAUGGAGCUGCGGCAGUGGCAUGGAAGAAUCCUCUUUCAAGCUGGUUCACUGCUAUGCUCCAUUGCUUUGGUGGAGGAAUUUUAUCCUGUGUGUUGCUUGCAGAGCCUCCGUUGAGGUUUCUUUCAAACAACACUAAUAUAUUACUGGCAUCUUCAAUCUGGUAUAUUGCAUUUUUUUGCCCAUGUGACCUAGUUUCCCAGGGCUAUUCUUUCCUACCUGUUCAACUCUUGGCUGCGGGAAUGAAGGAAGUGACCAGAACUUGGAAAAUAGUAGGUGGAGUCACACAUGCAAAUAACUAUUACAAAAAUGGCUGGAUAGUCAUGAUAGCUGUUGGAUGGGCCCGAGGUGCAGGUGGUAGCAUUAUCACAAAUUUUGAGCAGUUGAUGAAAGGAGUUUGGAAACCAGAAGCUGAUGAAUGGCUGAAGAUGUCCUACCCUGCCAAGGUAACCCUACUGGGAUCUGUUAUCUUCACAUUCCAGCACACCAAACACCUGGCAGUAUCAAGGCAUAAUCUUAUGUUCCUUUAUACUAUGUUUCUUGUGGUCACAAAGAUAACCAUGAUGAUUACAGAGACCACUACUCUGCCUUUUACUCCCUUUGAGGACACAUUGAGCCGGAUGCUGUUCGGCUGGCAGCAGCAGCUCACAUCAUGUGAAAAGAAAAGUGAAACAAAAUCAUCUUUUAAUGAUACUGGUUCAUCGACCUCAAAACCUGUAGCUGUUGCUUCAGAUACUGUUAAAAAGAAACAUACUAAGAAGACUUAGUAAAUUUACUGUAUGAGCACUAAAGGCAGACAUUUUUUUCUUAUCUACCUGACAGAUUGUGAUAAAUAUUUAUAUGUAAAUGAUGUGAAAUAAAGUUUAUAUAUAAGGAAUGAAGGUGACAAAAAGAAAGAACUUCUUUCUAUUUCAGGGAGAUUGUCUCUUUCUGGAUUGUAAUUUCUGAGUGUUAUGAGUGUAUCAUGUGAAAUUGUUUUUCUAAGUUAUACAUAAAAGAUUCUAUUGUGAUUAUUUUAAUAGCUUUAUAUUGAUAAAGGGGGCUUGGUUUUUUCCUAGAAAAAGUAAACUUGGUACAAUUACAAACUAAUAAAAAUUAAAGGUUUUUUUUACUUAGGUAUUUUCAUACACAUCUUUUAUUUGAAUCUAUCUGAGCUUUAGUUCUGCAAAAUUAAACUUGUACUUCACAUGAUCAGUAUUAUUCCUAGAUAUGAAAAACAAUGCUUAUUUAAUUUUGAGCACUGGGAAAAGUAAACCUUACCUAAACCACUUUAUAUAUGAAUGAAAAUAAAUGCUUAGUUUAUAUUUCAGAUAGAAACAUUGUAUUUUUUAAAAAAUGUACAUUAAAUAGAAAAUAUUUGAAACUUAAUUUUUAAAAAUAUUUUUCAGUGAGAACAGAGUGUUGGUAUGAGUCUCAAUCUGAAGUCUGUUUCAUGCACUUGUUUAUAAUGUUCCUUUUUCUCAAAAUAAAAUUGAGGGGUGAAAUUUUUAAUAAAUUACUAAGCCCAUGUUUUGUAAGUUUCAUUUUAGUAAUUUAUUUUUUUCUCUUUAAAACAUUGAUUUUAAUCGUAGAAAAAAAUCAUUCUUGUCAGCUUUUCACAUAUUCUUUUUUCUGAUCUUAGUUGGUCCAACUGCAUUGAUAAUAGUGUCUUAAUGAUUCAGCAAAAAGUAUUUCAGUUUAAAAUUUUUCCCUUAUGUCUUGUUUCUAAUGGAUAUUUUUCAGUUUUCUAGUUGAAUGUCUUACUAGUUAGCAUAUGGUUAUGUUAUGUUUUAUAUCUACAUAUAUGAUUAACUUAAAUCUACUUACCCUUUUGUGGAAAUGCUCGACUGUAAUGAGGAUUGUCCGUAGGCAUUUGAUAUUAACCAGCUAACUAGGAAGAACCAUAAACUGAAACCUUGCAUGACAGUUCAUUUGAAUGAAAAAUGAUGUUAAAUCAGUCUUUUUUGGCCAAAAAAAAAAAAAAAAAAGAGAAGAAAAAGUAUUUAACUAAAUAAUGUUAAACUUCCUUGUUAUAUUUUAUAAUGUAAAAAUCUAGUUAUAGAAUUUUAAAACACUGUAACUAACAUGAGUUUUUUCUACCAAGACCAUGAACCUAGUUAGUAUGUGUGUAAGGUAUUUGGGGAUGGCAUAGAAGUUUUCAAAUCACAUUGAAGUUAGACAUUAAAAUUUUUUUAAUAAAUAAAUAUAAACACAAAGAGGGUACUAUACUUAUACCUGUUAAAGAUUUUUGGGGGGCAGAACCUUUGAUAACCUUGGGAUGCUAAGACAUUUAUUUUUAAUAUUGUGUCAGAAAACACUAAAAUCUUUUGAGUUUUGUGUUGUAUUUGAUACUCUUGUAGUUAAAAACUUUCAGAAUUAAUAUGUUACUAAUUAUUGACUUAGCUUUGAAGUCUGGAUUUAACUAUAGUUGAAAUGGUAGGAAUAUUGUUUUACAUUUGUAUUAAAGACAAAUUUAUUAAAGUAAGUUAUUUAGCACCAA
Messenger RNA from Suricata suricatta (meerkat), 2702 nucleotides. It is a transcript of the gene TMEM38B, whose product is annotated as transmembrane protein 38B. Bases 220 to 990 code for a protein of 256 amino acids. Gene Ontology annotation, molecular function: identical protein binding; potassium channel activity. Gene Ontology annotation, biological process: potassium ion transmembrane transport. The transcript has 7 exons. Gene Ontology annotation, cellular component: membrane. The record is from RefSeq and is a predicted model, not a curated record. NCBI's taxonomy places the organism in Eukaryota, Metazoa, Chordata, Mammalia, Carnivora, Herpestidae.